Limulus polyphemus (Atlantic horseshoe crab) is the source of this 2023-nucleotide messenger RNA. RefSeq names its product histone deacetylase 8-like. The coding region runs from base 264 to 2003 and encodes 579 amino acids. The transcript is spliced from 11 exons. The record is from RefSeq and is a predicted model, not a curated record. Lineage: Eukaryota; Metazoa; Arthropoda; Merostomata; Xiphosura; Limulidae. Gene Ontology annotation, molecular function: histone deacetylase activity.
AUAUGAAAACGUAGUUAAUACGAAUAAGUAAUCAAUAGCAGUGGGGAAAGAGGAACGUCUCGAAGUUGAGUGAACUCGCCAGUGCCAUGGUUACGAACGUAGUGAAAUUAGUAGUAGUAGCAGCAAACCUAUAACAUUGGACUUUGGAUUAGGUAGUAAUUGUGAGCCUGAAGCAUAAUGUACCAGUGAGUCUUCAAAACAGUUAUGAUGUUGGCAGUAAAACAUCUGUUUAUCGUGCUCAUUGCAAGAAGUCUGGAAUAAUUAUGUCUUCAGCAAAAAGUGGCUACGUAUGUACUCCAUGUACAUUUUCUAGUUGUGUUGGAUUGCCUUUUAAUGACAACUGCAUCUCAGAUGGUUCUAGAAAAUCACCUAUUUUUGUUUCAUCAGAUAGCCAACUUCAGAAUAAUGCACAAGUAUCAGAAUCUGACUUAAAAGCUUUGAAGUAUGUUGAUGAACAUGAAGCAAAAAACUCUUCUGAAAUGAAACCUGAACCAACAGGUAUUAGUUGUAAUUAUGACUAUAAACAGGAAGAAUCUACAGGAACACAAGAUUUACUUAAAAGAAAGAAAAUUACAAGAAAGAAAAGCAUUUUUUGCAGUUCAACAGCUCAUGAUCUUCGGCAUUUUGAUUUUGAUAAUGAGGAGGAAUUUAAAGGACCUCAAACUAAACAAUAUUCUACAUAUAGAACUAAUAAUCAACCAUCUGUUAUUUCUUCAUUUUCUAAGUUAUACAGUGGGAAAGAACCAGCCAAUAACUGUACUUUAAAUCUGGUAGAACCAAAUAAAUUAAGAGUGGAUUCAGUUAUAGAGAGAAGUGAGAAUAAGUUAGGUACGCAUAAUUCUGUUCAAUUUUUAACUAGUCAAGACAGGGCUUUAAGUUCAAACAUAACAGAUAGUGGUGAUAUUGAGAACUGGCCAGAGACUACUAAAGAUGCCAGUAAAGAUAAAAUGAAUGCUGAAAGUGUUAGUGAAGGACAUGGAAAGCAACAGUUCCAGCAGCAAGUGGGUUAUAUUUGCAGUCUUCAGAAUUUACAAGAAUGUGCAAGGUUUCCAAGAGUUAUAGGACGGGUCUGGCUUGUCCAUGGUCUGCUUAAAGCGUAUGGAUUGUUAGAGUGUGUGAAUGUUGUACCCUGUCAAGUUGCCACAUUAGAAGACUUGAAGAUGUUUCAUUCAGAAGAGUAUGUAGCUUUUUUGUCAAGGGUGAAUACGCUGAGUGAUAUUGAGAGAGAGGAUUUACUUGAGGAAUCACAACAGUUUGGUUUAGGGUAUGAUUGUCCUCUGGUACCACGUUUGUUGGAUCUGGUGGCCCAGGUGGCAGGAGCAACUCUGACAGCAGCUCGAGCUUUACUUGAUGGAACAUGUCAGAUUGCUGUCAACUGGACUGGAGGUUGGCAUCAUGCUAAGAAAGAUGAAGCUGCAGGGUUUUGUUACAUAAAUGAUGUUGUCCUUGGUAUUCUCUGUCUUCGAAAAAAAUUUCAAAGGAUUCUUUAUGUGGACCUAGAUCUACAUCAUGGUGAUGGAGUGGAAGAAGCUUUUACGUACACAUCAAAGGUUAUGUGUUUAUCAUUCCACAAGUUUUGUGAAGGAUUUUUCCCAGGUACAGGGUCACUUUCUGAUAUUGGUUUAGGUAAAGGUCGCUUUUAUACAAUAAACGUGCCCUUAAAAGAUGGAAUUCGAGAUGACAAUUUCUGCUGGAUUGUUGAAAGGUAUUGGCUUUCUCAGCCAUUAUCUUGUGUUAGGACACCAUCUCGUGCUUUCAAACAAGAUUUCAUAGAGGCAGGUGGCUACAAUUUUCCAAAUACUGCUCGUUGUUGGACAUAUGUCAUGGCUGAGAUGUUGGAACACCACCUUGAACCAGAUAUUCCUGACCAUGAGUACCUGUUAAUGUACGGCCCUGACUACAACAUUGACAUUACACCAGGAAACAGAGCUGACUGUAAUACAAUGGAAUACUUGCAGGAUAUUCUGAACACAGUAACAGAAAACCUUAAGAAUUUGAAGUGAAUGAAAAUUUAAAACAAUUU